Molecule: messenger RNA, 1179 nt
Organism: Neoarthrinium moseri
Lineage: Eukaryota; Fungi; Ascomycota; Sordariomycetes; Amphisphaeriales; Apiosporaceae
Exons: 4
Coding region: 1-1179 (392 amino acids)
Source: RefSeq, a predicted model, not a curated record
AUGGCUCAGCGGGUUCGUUUCACACAGCAAGAAGACCAAGAUCUGAUCACACUGGUAUGCACGCACGGAGAGCUCCAUAUCACAAAUAAUCAAUCAUGGGGACGCGUUGGAAAUGGAGCCUGGCGAGUCAUCGAGAAUGAAAUGCGAGCACUGGGGCAUGAUUACACACAGGUUCAACUACGAGGCCACUUCAACAAUACCAUUAUGCAGAACCAGCUUCUCCGACGCGAGGCCCUACUUCGAAAUACUGACCCAAACAAUCGAGUCUUCGAUGCCGAAGUUCAGGCCGAUCCUGCGUGGAGGAUAGCGAUGCUGGCCGGAAUUGAAAUCGGAGGUAUCACGACUAACAGAACCGACGGGGCAGACUUAAGGCGUUCCCCCAGUGUUGUCCACGCUGCAGUGCCUCCGCCGAGAGUCGGUGCAGCACCAUCACCUUCCCAGAGCAACGACCCUAGCAUCAAGGCAGAGUCGCCAGACUGGAACGGUGGAGCUUCGCUUCCCAACGCGAUCCCAGCUGCUGCUGGCCCCCAGGUCCAUAUCAACAACGUAAAUUCACCUGCUGCUGGCCCUCCCGGCGGCGCAGGAGGGCUUCUGCCAGGUAAUUUAUUGAAUAGGCUCCAGCAUCAGCGUCAUUUAUGGGACGUGGCAGUACCGCGGCCGCAGAUACAGCGUCUUGCAGGUGACCCCACCAACCCUAAUACAUGGCCAUUACCCGACCCGGUCGUUGCGCCUUAUGUCCUUGGCCAACAUCUAGGGAAUCGAUAUCAGCAAAUCCUGAACAUACUUACAAAUGCCGUCAAUGAGGGACGUGCAACAGGCGACAUGGCAAUGGCUGGGCAAAGAGUAAUGCCUUUGGUAAGGCAGAUGGACAUGAAUAUGUUGGACUUCCGAGGCAGGUCUACUUUGGGGGAGAACGCACUGCGACGCCUAGAGCAGCGGGUGCGGCUGCUCUAUCACGCGCUGGGAAUAAUUCCGAACAUGUUACGUGAUUCGUAUGCAUUUGAUGGCAUGGUUCACGACUGGUACGGUCCGGGCUUGCCACUGAGCCUGGUGGCAAUGUCGCGUGUACGUGUCCGCCCGGUUUCUCCCCUGCCGGACGUCGACCCGCAAGCCGUUAAUGUGCUAGAUGCCGGGAAUCAAAACAACCAGCCGGAUGAUCCGCACGGACUUUACAAUUGA